AUGAGAGGCAUCGUGGCUUGUUACAGCGAACACGCCAUUAACGUAUCGGAUGCGUACUGUUCAGGUCCUUCUAGUCAUUCUUACGUGUCCCCGACAUUACCUCCUUCCAUCCCCGACACAGUAACUACAACUUAUAAAUCCCAUCUCCCUUCUUCCGACAAACCCGUCUAUGUUUCGCUCACCUGGUCGGAUAAUCUCACCGUCGUGAUCUCCACGCAACCGAAUUCUUACUCUGUCUCCCUCAAGAAACCAAAAGGGUCAAGAAACUUGACUUCUUCCUCCGGUUCACUCAACGCUGAGAUCCUCUGGGAUCUAACGGAGGCAGAGUACGAUAACAACGGACCAGAAGCAACCAGAGGAUUCUCCGUCACCGUUUUGGUCAACUCCGAGAUCACCCUGAGAGUCGGCGACGUGCGAGACACGUCAUCGUGGCGGGUCUCGCGAACGGAGAGGUUCUCUGGAGCUUGCUGGCUCUCCACGAAGGCUCGGUUCUCCAACGCCGGAGAUAAACACGAGAUUCAGAUCCAAUGCGGCGGAGGAGGUGGUAGUGGAGGUGGCGGUGGAGAAGAAGGGUACUUAUGGAAAACGAAAAGUCCAGAAACGAUGUCGGUUUGGGUGGAUAAGAAGAAAGUGUUUGAGGUGAAGAAGCUGAAAUGGAAUUUUAGAGGGAACCAAACGAUGUUCUUCGAUGGAAUGCUUAUUGACAUGAUGUGGGACUUACACGACUGGUUCUCCAGAGAAACGGCAUCGUUAUCUUCCACUUCAUCGUCUUCUUCUUCCUCAUCGUCUUCUCCUCCAUGUGCUGUGUUUAUGUUCAGGAGAAGGAGUGGAUUGGAUAGUAGAUUGUGGCUCGAGGAAGACGAAGAAGAGAAUAAGAAAAAGAUUGGAGUAAGGGAAGCCAAACAUGCGUUUUCUCUUGUCAUUUGUGUCUCUAAAAAGUAA
This is a messenger RNA of Brassica oleracea var. oleracea, 942 nucleotides long. RefSeq lists its product as uncharacterized. Bases 1 to 942 code for a protein of 313 amino acids. Lineage: Eukaryota; Viridiplantae; Streptophyta; Magnoliopsida; Brassicales; Brassicaceae. The record is from RefSeq and is a predicted model, not a curated record. The transcript has a single exon.